AGAGCGGUAUACAGUGCACCUGUUUGUUUAAAUACCGCAUUGAACUCCGUCUUCCACCAUCUCAAACACAAGGAAUUCGGAACACGCAGAAACUAAAGGCUCAAAUCCCUAAUAAUGGAGCUAAGAGGAUGGGAGGGGAUGCAGACGGAUUGCCUUGUCAACAUCUUCUCUAGACUCGGCCUCGAAGAUCUCAUCACCGCCGUCUCCUUCGUCUGCAGAUCCUGGAAUCAAGCUUCCUUCGACCCUCUUUGCCAGCGAAUCCUUGAUUUUCGCUACCUAGACUUCAAUUCGUCAAGCCCCUUGGCCCUGGCGCUCUCCGUUCCGCGCUUGUCAUUUUCCGGCUUCUUCAAGCUCGCGCUGGACCAUGCCCAUGGUGCCGCCGUUGAUCUCCGAUUCCCUUCGCACUUUUCCGUUUCGAAACAAGAUCUAUCCCUCGCGUCCGAUGAGUGCCCGAAGCUGAGGAAUCUGAUACUCCCUAGGGUUGAAUCGGAGGAUGAGGAACAACUGUUGAAAGCGAUAAGCAAGUGGAAGGAGCUUGAGGUGCUUGAGAUGGAAUCAAAGCCAUCAAUUCUUGCUGAGAUGGUGAAGCAGAUCGGUAUCCACUGCAACAAAUUCAAGGGGCUAAAGCUCCGGGGAUCCAUCAAGAAAGAAGACGCCGCAGCGAUUGUGGGCUGUCUUCCGAAUCUGGAAUGGCUGGAUCUAAGCAGCUGCCGGUUGGGCAGAGGGGAACUGCUUGCCAUAGUUGACGGAUGCAGGCAUCUGAAGCGAUUGAGUGUGAGAGAUUGUACCGGAUUUGAGGUGGAUGAGGAGGUGAAGAAAAGGGCGAGUGGGAUUGAGCUUUUCGAGCAUGAGGGUUCCACCAUCGAAGAUGUGUGUGAGGCUGAAGAUGAUGGGUAUGUUUCUUUGGAGCAGAUGUUGAUGUAUUAUGAUGAUUGCUAUGAGAUGUGGUUGCUUUGAUUUCAUUCC
Phalaenopsis equestris is the source of this 966-nucleotide messenger RNA. RefSeq names its product F-box/LRR-repeat protein At3g48880-like. NCBI's taxonomy places the organism in Eukaryota, Viridiplantae, Streptophyta, Magnoliopsida, Asparagales, Orchidaceae. The transcript has 2 exons. Gene Ontology annotation, molecular function: protein binding. The record is from RefSeq and is a predicted model, not a curated record. The coding region runs from base 115 to 957 and encodes 280 amino acids.